GAGAACUCAUAGAAUUUGAACUUAUUGCAAGCUAGUCUAUUAAGCGAAUGUAUAAGAGAUAACUUGAUAAUAUUAUUAAUAUAAAUCAGUGUAUAAUUUAUAUUUUUGGUUUUUUUUUUAUGUGUUGCUACUGUAAAAUAAGUGUGAAGUGACUAAGUGUACUUUAAAAAUUUAUGUUUAAUGUUCUGACGGACUAGGAAAUUAAUAUUAACAUGUCAAUUUAAAUUUACGUCUUACCUUUUGAAUGCAAUUUAUGAAGCAUUUUUUGGAUUAAAUUUUUUAUUUCACUCCUCCGUUUACGAAAACAUCGGACAAAUCAGCUGACAAUUAGCAUUAUUUUUCGCAUUUUUAUAGGGACUGAUUGAUAUGUACAUUAAUGUAUUUUUUAAUUUGAUUAAUAAAAGGAUAAAUCUAAAGUUUAUUCAUUUCAAUCAUUUUAAAAUAAAUAUUUUUGUCUUAAAAUAUUAAGGGCGUGAUUAGCUAAAAAAUUAAAACAGCAAACCUAUUUAAAAAGUUAACAAAUUCAUUUAGAAAGAAACCUAAUAAAUUCUGCAAUUUUUCAAAAGAAAAUAAUUAAAAAUUAUGUUAACUUAGCGUAAUCAAAUUUAAUAUGGACAAUGAACAAGAGGGUCAGGUAUCUUCCUUAAGAGAAAUUUUGGAUACGGCAUUUCAAUCCUCAAAUGUAGAAGAAACAAACGCAAAUGAAGAAGCUCCAUAUGAUAUAUUUGCAUAUAAUGACUACCCGCCAAUAGAGAUUCAAUAUAAUGCCUGGCACGUACCUAUGGACACUAUUAUUGAAAAUAAUCCUCAAGAAAACAUCUAUAAUUACAAUUCCUGUCCACCAUCUGCACAUAACAACUCCCAAGCAUCAAGGUAUGAAGAAGAACGGCAUCAGAUUCAACAAGAUUGUAGACUUCCUUGGAAUGAAGUUCGUAAUCAAAGCAACCCCUCCAAUGGUAUUGUACGUCAAAACCAUAAUGAUGGAAAUAGCAAUGUCAAUGUUUGGUCUAACAAAAUGGCCAUUAAAGUUUGUACAACUUGCAAUAACAUAAGAGAAUGCUCUUGCCAGCAGAUAAAUUUAAGAGAACCACCACAAAUUUCUUUUGGUUUGGUACAGCAUAUUCCAAGAAAAAGAAAGGAAACAAAUACGUUGUUACAAAGGCUUUCUCCACCACAAAAUUCAAACGAACUUCGUUCUGUUAUUCAUGUGUUACCAGAAAAUGUUACAAAUACCUCAGGAACAGUUAUUGAGGUAGGUUCCUCAAAUAACGUAGUCAUCAGUUCCCAAUUAAAUAGUGGAUGCCCACAACAACAUGAGAAGCAGCAAUCCUUAAAUAUACAGAAACAAUCUCAAAGUUCCGAAACAUCUAAUACAGUUACUACAACAAUAUUAUUAUCACCACGUUCUUCGGAUUUUAAUUAUCCCAAUGAAAUUUCGAAUUCUACGUUUGCUACUGACGUCAUAAUUUCACCCCAAGAUACUUUAAUCAACACAAAUAACGUUGAAAGUAACAGUAGAAAUGAUUUUCAAAAUAUGCCAUCAAAUAUGUCAACCGAUGAAUCUAGUGAAAAUCGAUUGGUAAUACCUGAAUGCUGUGAUAAUACUAGUGUACAUCAUCUCGAAAAUCCUGCAUCCAAAAAUCGAACUUCUUGUAUAAAUAGUAGUAAAAUUAUAAGCACCACUGAAAAUAAAAAUAGUCAUAUUAAUUUAAAUAACAAUGCAAACGAAAAGAUUAGUGGUGUUAAUGAAAAUAAUAGUAACAAUAAGAACAGUAAAAGCGUCUAUACUAACUCAAAUUGCGUAGUUGAAUCACCAAUAGUAACAAUCGAAUCUAUUAACUCAUCCAAUGAAGUACAUGAACCGAUUCCGGGUCCUAGUGGCCUAAAUAAUCAUUCUCGUUUUUAUGACAAUCCAACUGUGUCUUCAUCAAACAUAUUUCGUUCAAUAGACAAUACAAAUAGAACUAUUCGCAUGGUGGAUUCGGAUGAUAGUGAUGAUUCAUCUGACGAUAAUGACUACUUUAGGCUAUAUGCACCCAAACAAAAAUAUCAGCGGCUCAAUGUAGAUUCCGUUUAUGUUAUGCCAAAUGCUAAAAAACAUUCAGUUGCUUCAGAUUUAAGCAUAUCAAAUAAUGUAGAAAGUACUAGUACAAUUGAUGAAUCUAGUGGAAACGGUCUCCAAAACGAAAAUCAGAAUACUAAAAUUAAUAUUCAAAAAAAUGCGAGUUCGCAGCAGCCUGAAGUAAUGACAGGUUGGAUUUCUGAUACUAGUGAUGAAGAUGACGAUAUUAUUUUUGUUCAUUCAUCUUCAGAACCCGUUACUUCAAUUGAUUUGACAAAAGAUGAUGAUUCCAACGAUGCAGCCCCCACAGCAUCAACCCCAUCAGCUUUCAAUAGCUUUCAAAAUUAUAACAAUCAUUCAUCAGUCAUAUAUAAUCCAGCACCAGCGCGUUCAUCACUAGCCGACGCUAACAAUUGUAAUAAUACGUGGUACGUGACGUCACAUGAAACUUUAGAAAACAAUAACCAUACUGAAUUCAAUCAAAAUUAUGGGCAUAGGAAUUCUUAUUCAAUCGAUGAUCUUAAUAUAAUAGAUUCUGCGGAAACAAACGUAACUGCACAAGCUCCGACAGCCAUUUUAACGAACGUGUCAAAUGAUGUGGAUAUAACGACAAAUGCAUGUAACUUACCUUCUCAGCAAGAUCGAGUUCGAGCAUCAACUCCAAAUGUCAUCACAGCCACAUCAACUAACACAUCAAACUCUGAUUCAGUUGUGCCAUACCUAUUUUCUUUGACGUCAUCUCAUCACUUGUCUGGGUUAGACAAUUUAGCAAUUUCUACUCCAACAAUCGUGACUGCUUCAUCAACCUCAACUCCAACCUCCAACUCAUUAAGACCAUAUUUACUAACUACAGCUGAACCAGAUUCCUCUCAACCAGAAUAUCAAAAUAAUACAUCAAAUAACUGUCAUGUCUUUUUAAACCAAUCUUUACCUUCUCCACCUGUCGCUCACGCUACAGAUAUAAGUACGCCUGCAGCUCAUAUGAGUACCAUUCAUUAUCACCCAUCCAGAACUCCUCUUUGCCGACGUUUCCAAAAUGCAACAGCAGCAGCAGCUGCAGCUGCUGCUGUAACUGCUUGUACUGCUCAAACAGAAUCAAACGCACAAAGACAACAACAGCAACAAUAUUCGAACAAUUACCAGCAGGGUGCUUUACCUUAUCCACCCCCUCACUACCACGUGCCACCGAGAUAUCCAAUACAUGAUAAUUUAUGGCGCCGUCAACAAACGACACAAGAACUUCACAGAAGACACAUGAUGCCAAUAGAUUUGUCUAACGGCAGGAGUGUUUCCAAUUAUCGAAGUGGUUAUUUGUCAAAUAUAUGUAACUGUCCCGCAACAAGAAGCAGGCAUAUUCGACACCCUUGCAAUGUUCGACAUACGGAUGGGCACUAUCCUUCUGUCACAAAUUUGCAAUCUGGAAUGGAUCCUAGACCUAUUGGGGCCGCUCAUUCAGCUCACACAAAUCUAUCAACAUUUUUUAAUAAUAUGCAACCUUCGCCAACGGAACCUCAAUAUGUGCAUCAUCAUAUGAUUCAUCAUUAUGCAUACCCUCAUCCACCGCAAUUUCAUCUUAGUAUCGGUUUGAGAUCACCAGCAAGCUAUUCACAUCCAAUGGCCUUAAUGUCUCAUGCUCUUAAUGCUCAACGUAAUCAAUUCUUUUUUGGCUCUACACUUCGACCAAAUCGGGGUGCUACAUUGGAAGUUAUUGAACGAAACACUUUACCACACAAAUAUAAACGUGUUCGUAGACCUAGCGAAACCGAUGAAGAUGCGGAAAAAUGUGCCAUUUGUUUGUCCUUGUUUGAAAUUGAAAACGAUGUCAGACGCUUACCUUGUAUGCAUCUCUUUCAUAUGGAUUGUGUUGACCAAUGGUUAGUUACAAAUAAGCACUGCCCUAUUUGCCGUGUAGAUAUCGAAACUCAUUUAACCAAAGACGCCGCAACAUCUUUAUGAUAUUGCGUUAACGGCAAUAUCAUUAUUGAUUAAAUUAAAAAUAUGUUUGUUAACAUAUAUAUGUUUAAAUAUAUGCAUAGCAUUUAUAUGCAUAUAUAUAAACAUAAAUAUAUAAUAUAAAAUAACAUGAUCGAAAAAUGUUUCACAAAAUACAAAAUAUUAAAAUUAGAAAAAGAAACUUAGAUAAUGAUUCGCAUUGUAAUUUAUUUAAAAUUUGAAAAUUCAUAUUUUGAAAAAUUUACAUUUAUAGUUAUGAAAUAUACUAGUUAAUAGUUAAAAUAUCGUAACACUUACGCAUACAUUUAUUUAAAAUAAAGUCAAAGCAAAAUAGAUUGUAAGUAAAAAGCAAUCGUACCUCAAGAUUUUAAAUGGUACGGUAAUAUAGGAAACUGUAACAAAAAAAAAAACAAUAAAAUAACGCAAUAUUACAGUAUUACUUGAAUUAAAGCUAACGAAACAUUUAUUUUCUUCCAUAUGGCCUGCUUUAAAUAUUAAAAUUAAUUAAAUUUUGAAAAUCUGUGCUCAGAUGAUGAAUCAAUUAGUGGUCCGUGCCUGAUCGAAAUUGAAAUUGUAACUUAGUUUGAAAUAAAUUUUUAAGAAAAUUCAAAAUUUCAUAAAGUUACUUAAACAUUUAUUUAAGUUUAAAAAUUUUUAAGAGCAAUGAAUGUAUAAAAAAAUCUGGUUAUUUUUAGUCUAAAUGAUGAUCGUAGAACACUAUCUUCGAAAUUUCUUUAAAAAUAAUUAUUCCAAUUUUUUUUUUACUAAAUGUAAUAGCAUUGAAUUUACUAUCUGUAUUUAAUCUGUAAAUAUGGGAAAGAAUACUGUAAUAUUGUGACAAAAACCUACGCAAAACAUAUUUACCUGAAAUUGUAUUUACAAAUAUACACAAUUCAAGCAUUUUUUUUUUUUAUUUUAGUGUAAUAUAUUAUACACGAAUUCAAAUCAAAGUUUGGUGUUAGUGAGAGUAACAAUAAUAAUUCUUUUUUUAAAUCAGAUGGUAUCUAAUAUUACAAAACAUUUCAAACAGUAAAUCAUGUAUAUUUGUUGAACAUACGUUUAAUUUCAAAUAAAUUUCCUACGCUUCGAUAAUAUAAUAUAUUUGAAUUUAAAAUUAAAAUAAUAAAGUAUUUAUACUAUAAAAUUCAGCUUACAAGUUGUAAUUGCUGAAUUAUAUAUUUCAUAUCGUAUUGCUACAAUUUUGAGACCACGCUAUAUGUACACUCAUCCUUAAUAACAAAAUAUGUAUGAUAUAUAUGUAUAUGAUUUUUUCAAAGAAUGUUUAACGAAGCGCCCGUAUUAUAUAAUAAAAAUUAAUGGUUUGAAUUUAAAUUUUUUUUUUAUCAUCUUACAUGCACACCUACAUCAUGUAUAUAGAAAUCAAUUGCAAAAACAAAUUUUAUAUAUCAAUAUAAAAACCUAAUUUUUAUAUACAUACAUACAUUUAUAUAAUAAUAUAACAUCAAUGCGUGCUUUUGUAUAUUUGUAAAUAUUUUUAUAAUAUUCUGUUUAAGCCAUAAACCAAAGUUCUUAAUUUUGUAUGAGAUUCAUAUGGGAAUAUAAUAUACUAAUCAAAAAAAAUAUAACAAAAAAAAAUUUAUCAUAAUAUUGGC
This is a messenger RNA of Condylostylus longicornis, 5628 nucleotides long. RefSeq lists its product as uncharacterized. The transcript has 9 exons. Lineage: Eukaryota; Metazoa; Arthropoda; Insecta; Diptera; Dolichopodidae. The coding region runs from base 611 to 4018 and encodes 1135 amino acids. The record is from RefSeq and is a predicted model, not a curated record.